AUGGCUCCUACCAUCCUCAUUGUCGGUGCCACUGGUAACACUGGCCGCAGUGUUGCUGAAACCCUGCCGAAGUUGCUUAAAUCAAAAUCAAGCAAUGCUUUGUCGGAGCACCGCGUGAUUGCUCUGACUCGUUCCUCAGCAAGUCCAACUGGCUCCGUGAACAACCAAGUCGUCCGAGCGUUCAUUGCAUCCCACAACGAACCGACUCAAUUCGCCGAAGAAUCGACAUUCUAUGUUGCCGCCCUCAACGCCGGUGUUAAAUAUGUGGUGCGGAUCUCGACGACUGCUGCCAACAUUCGCCCAGAUUGUAAGGCGUACUAUCCUCGCACGCAUUGGGCCAUUGAGGCUCUCCUGAGCUCGCCGGAAUUCACCCCCUUGCAGUGGACUUCUCUGCAGCCUAAUAUCUUUGCGCCAUUCUACCUUUCCCCUGCUGCAGAAUUGAUUAAACAAUACCGCACAACUGGACAGCAGGAUACUCUUCGGCUUAUGGGAUCAAAGGAUGCGCCAGUCGGGAUUAUCGACCCUUAUGAUGUUGGUGUCCUUGCCGCUCAUCUCUUAGCCCAAGACGACCCGACUGCGCACAACAAGGCCAAAUAUGUUCUGAAUGGACCCGAGGAUAUCACUGGGAAGCAGAUUGUGGACAUGGUCGAGCAGCACAUCGGUACGCAAGUCAAGGAGGUGAGCUAUCAAGACACGUCAUUCAUCAAUGUGCUUUAUGAGCGCAAUUACACUCGUCAAUCCAAGAAUGUUAUCUUCUCGAUGAAACACGCCCUAGAGACGGCGUGGGAAGGUAAAUGCUCCGCUUCGACAACCAGCAAGAGAGUCCUGGAACUUGCUGCGCCAAAGCGGACACCUGCCGAUGUGCUGACGGCCUUAUUGGAAGGGCAAUGA
Molecule: messenger RNA, 891 nt
Organism: Aspergillus thermomutatus
Lineage: Eukaryota; Fungi; Ascomycota; Eurotiomycetes; Eurotiales; Aspergillaceae
Product: NmrA-like family protein
Exons: 2
Coding region: 1-891 (296 amino acids)
Source: RefSeq, a predicted model, not a curated record